UAGGAACGAUGAAGAGGAAGAACCGACGGGGAGAGAACGACCGAAGGCAUACAAAAAAAGGAGGAGAAAACAUGAUGAUGAUGAUGAUGACGAUGAUGAUGAUGAUCUCCUUCCUCCUCUUAUUUAUUCAUAAAUGCGUCCUCUGUUCAAGCAGCAAGGAGGAGAGCGGAGACGUCAGGCGCUCGUUGGACACGAUGGGAUUCAGUCCUCAAUGAAUGGAAGGCCCAAUUCCAGAGGAGGCGGAGCUUGCAAAUGCCCUCGACAACGCAGAUCCCAACGCCAACUGGGGGGCGGAGCCUAACUUCAACCUCAACCUCACUCUGACCUCGGUGAGCAACCCCCGCCCAACCUCGGAGACCUCGAAGCCGCACGGUGGCAACAAAAACGAAUAUGGGAAAAAUGGAGGCGGGGAAAAGGGAGAAAGCACCCUGACAACCGCUGUGACGUCACCAGGCGAAAGAGACGAUCCAUGGCGACUACCAAGCAAAAUUCCAGCCAUUUCUCUCUCGCCAACAACCGAGGCGUCGGCGAACAGCCGCGGCGAGCAAAGGCUGAAAUCCCCAAACCCCAAACGUACUUCUACACUCGGCCCCAAGACGCACGGCAACAUGGCGGCGAGUCCAAAACCCCACCGGGUGGAACAAACGACUGUCGCUGUCGGCCCCAGAGUCAAACCACAAGUCCAGAGAAUGGAAUCUGCAAGCGUCUCAAACCCCAAACCACACGGGGCACCGACGACUGGACCGACAACAAAGACUACAAUCAAAAUAACCGUUGACCCAAAGGUGCAAUCACACGGAAAAGAAAUGGGCCUCGGGACACAGUCGCCGAAAACUCUACACCUUCCGGUAAGCCUGAAUGUCCACAACCCAAAAGUUGAUGCAAACGUUAUCAGUCCAAAACUUGCCAAUCGAACCCCAACAACGUCAACCAAAACCCUAAAACAAGACCCAGGAAGCACCAGACAUGACUCGAGAACUCCCAGUUCGGAGAGUGGGUCAAAAUCGCCAAAUCAGAGGGCUGAAACGGUACUGCUCGGCGCCAAGACGCCGCAAACAAGUUAUCUGAGCACCAAACCAUCCACACAGAGGAAAGCUUCAGGGACCAGAAACCGUAACGCAUCAGGGUCCAAGGAGAAUCUCGAUGGUAAAGAUUCAGGUGCUGCUUCUGGAUCCAAAACCAGUUCAAAAUUCAGUUCAAGUUCCAAAGCCGUGGACAGUCUGGAUUCCAAAAGCGGUUCAGCUUCCAAAACCAGUUGGGGAUCAAAGGACAGCUUAGACUCCAAAACUGGAUCCAAUUCCAAAACCAGUCCCAAUUGGAAGUCCGGUUUGGGUUCCGGAGAUAGCCGUGAUUCUAAAAUCGUCACUGAAAUCAAACCAAGUAAAACCAGUCCAGAUUUUAAGACGGUUGUGGGUUCUAAAUCUGGCAUGGGGUCAAACGAAAACCUGGAUCCUAAAGCUCAGAGUCCAUCGGACUCUAAAUACAGUUUGAAUCUCAAAACCAGUCCAAAUUCUAAACCACCUUCUGAGUUGAAUCUCAGCUCUAAUUCUCGUUUCCUUUCAAAUUCUAAACCUUAUUUGCUGGCCUCUGGCUCUAACAAGGACAUUGUUGGAUCUGUCUCACCAUUGUCCCCUAGAACUGGAUCGGGGUCCAAAGUCAACAACCUCAAGGCUGCAAGCUCCAGUGCUAAACUCAGUCCAGAUCCUAAAGGCUCAGGUUCUACUAAGCCUGGACCAGUUCGGUCAAGCUCAAAGUCGGCUCUGGCAGAUUUGUCUCCCUCCAUGAUGCUUUCUCAUAGACCAAGUCCAGCAAGUAGGAGUCCUGGGUCUGGUCCUGGCAAAACUCUUGGUUCCAGUCCGGCAGGACCACACAAAGAUGUUGCGAGGAGCCCUGGUUCUGCUCCAGGUUCUGAUGUAGUCUCUGGCUCCAGCCCCAAAACCAGAACCACUGUUGCAAUGACAAUGACAAGCAGACUAUCUGUUGCUGUGGAUACGAACACCAGCAGGACACCCCAUAAUACCAGUCCAACUCAGGGUCUCGCCUGCGACUCUACCGCCGAGACAUUGGCGAACCCGGCUGUUGCCGCCGGUGAUGAGCAUGCGAGACCGCCGGAACCCAAAGUGGCAGCCGCGCGAGGGGUAGACGUGACUGACAACACAAGGCGGUUGCCAGGAGACGAGAGGAUACCACGCGCCCUGCAGGGCAUACCGAGUCACCUGGGGGACGCAAAUGCCACCGCCACGGGCAAGGAGGAAGAGAAGAAGAAAGACGGUGGAGUUAAUGCGGCGACCAUGACUGACGCCAGUGAGAGUCUUUAUCUUCACAGGAGGGGGGAACGGAGAGAGGUGGGCGUCCAAGUGGACUCGGAGGCGGUCCAACUCUCGGGUUCCACCGGCUGCAGCCUGCACGGGGGCCCUCCCUCCCCCUCCCCGAUUGGCUCCCCCAUCUGUCAGUCGGCCACCUCGCCAGCGGUCCUGUUGCCGUGCUGCGUCCCCGCCGGGCUACCGCCCUUCCAGCACGUCUGCAAGAUAGACAUCGAGCUGUGCCACCAAUCGCCGCUCCCCUCCGUUGGCGCCGACCGGCCCGGUUCCCCGCCCGAGACGUGUACGCGUAUGUGCGCCUUCCAGCAGAGCCCCGCCCACACGCCGGAGCCACGACUCGGACCGAACCGGAACGCCAACGCGGAGAGCAUCUGGGAGGAAGAGGAGGAAGAGGAAGGAGAAAAGGUGGGGCGGCCGCAGGGGGUGGCGUGGGACCUGCAGGGGAAGACGUGGGAGGUGUACGGCGCCGCGGUGGACCUGGAGUCCCUCGGCACGGCGAUCCAGUCCCACCUGGAGUCAAAGAUCCGGGAGCAGGAGAAGCACAUCCGGACGCUGAGGAAGUCCGUCUGCUCCACCGGCAGCCCCGAAGUGCAGAGGAUGAAGAAGAGGAAGAAGAAGAGGACGGGAGGGAUUCUGGGAUGCUGCGGAAAGUCGCCCGCCGUGGCGGACUGA
Messenger RNA from Cyclopterus lumpus (lumpfish), 2993 nucleotides. Its product is annotated as G protein-regulated inducer of neurite outgrowth 1. The transcript has 3 exons. Gene Ontology annotation, biological process: neuron projection development. The record is from RefSeq and is a predicted model, not a curated record. Bases 216 to 2993 code for a protein of 925 amino acids. Gene Ontology annotation, cellular component: plasma membrane. NCBI's taxonomy places the organism in Eukaryota, Metazoa, Chordata, Actinopteri, Perciformes, Cyclopteridae.